Molecule: messenger RNA, 1865 nt
Organism: Gasterosteus aculeatus aculeatus (three-spined stickleback)
Lineage: Eukaryota; Metazoa; Chordata; Actinopteri; Perciformes; Gasterosteidae
Gene: trim35-13
Product: tripartite motif containing 35-13
Molecular function (GO): zinc ion binding; protein binding
Source: RefSeq, a predicted model, not a curated record
GCCCCCAGCGAAGACAAAUGGCCAGCAGUCGUGCUCAUCUCGACGAUGACCUUUCCUGUCCAAUUUGCGGAUACGUUCUCAAUCAGCCAGUGGCGCUCACUUGCAGACACAGCUUCUGUAAAGCCUGUUUAGAAGACAGCUGCGAGACACGAGGUGGUGGGGAUUUACACAGCUGUCCUCUGUGCUGGCACGGCUCCUCCAUGGAUCAAAUGGUGGUGAGCACUGUGCAGGAGAAGUCCUGUGAAUCCGUCAAGGCGGGCCGCAGCAAGAAUGACCCGGAGGCUUGUGAGGAGCACGGAGAAAGGCUCACGAUGUUCUGCUUGGAGGACUUGGAGGCAAUCUGCGUUGUGUGUGGGAAGGCAGCUGCACACACCGGCCAUAGGCUCUAUCCCAUUGGAGAAGGUGCUCAUGACUGUAAGGCGGAACUGAAGAGUGCGCUGCUGCCUUUAAAAGAGAAGUUGCAGUUGUACAAGAAGAGGAAAAUGGCCUGUGAGGAAAUGGCAGAACAUGUCAAGAACCAGGCUGAACAUACCGAAUCACAAAUCAGAGAGGAAUUCGAAGCCCUUCACCUUUUCCUGAAAGAGCAGGAGGCUGCAAGACUUUCCGCUUUAAAAGCCGAGGAGGAGCAGAAGAAUCUAGUGCUUAAACAGAUGUUCGAGGAGAUGAACACCGAAAUGAUAUCUCUUUCGAAUACCAUCACAUUAUUGGAGCAGGAGAUGAAAGCUCGAGAUAUCCCAUUUCUUAAGAAUUACAAGGAAACAAUAAGGAGAACAUGGCAAACUUCUGUUGAUCCACAAAUGAUUUCCGAUGGCCUGAUCGAUGUGGCCAAGCACUUGGGCUCUCUGAAAUUUAAAGUGUGGGAGAAGAUGAAGAGCAUAGUUCAAUACUAUCCGGUGAUCCUUGAUCCAAACACAGCAGCCAGCUGCUUCGUCCUCUCGGCGGAUCUCACGGUCCUGCAGAACUCUACCGAGAAUUUUAAGCUGCCAGACAACCCAGAGCGCUUUGACAUUAGCGCUGAGAUGCUGGCUGCCGAAGGCUACACCUCCGGACGCCACAGCUGGGAUGUGCAGGUGAAGGACAACGCCUACUGGGUGGUGGGAGUGGCCAGUGACUCCAUCAAAAGGAAGGGCAAGCACGUACUUACACCGGCAGAGGGAUUCUGGACAAUACGGUUUCGCAACCGAGAGCACAAGGCCUGCACGGCCCCGUGGGAGCCUCUGAGCAUGACCAAGACACCGGAAGUGAUACGGGUAGUUUUAGACAUGGAUCGGUGCAAGGUGACCUUUUACGACCCUACAGAGAGAACACCUCUCUACACCUUCAAAGAUAUCGUCACACCGCGCGCCUUUCCCUACUUCUGCUCCGCCUGCAAGGAGCACCCACUGAAAGUCCUGCCCACGAGGAUAAUGCUGUCGAUGGACUAGCUCACGUAGUAUUCAUGGAAUAAGCCAAAGAAAUGAACGAAUGAAUGGCUGCUGCAGCUUGGGAUGGUCUCGUUUUGUCUUUUGCAAGAGACACUGAAUUACGGCAAUACACUGCAAUGAAAGCAAAAAAUACAUUUUACUUAAGAAAGAAACAGACAUGUUUUUAAAUAUUUAAAUUUUAAUGUGUUUGAGUUACAACAAAAACUUGUAGCCUGUAAAAUCUGUAAUUGUAAAUAGCAUCAACACCAAUAUAUUACUACACGGAUUUGUUACAUAAAACGACAGUCGGGUGACACUGCUUUGCAUGACACAAAAUCACAACAGUGAUUUCACAUUCUUUUGAGAUCCUCUUCAAGAGAAGCAUUUGACAAAUGAAACAGAUCCAUUGUUUCAUAUAAGGCACAUUCAGUAACAACGUGUGUGUGUGUGUGUGUGUGUGUG